AUUUACUUAUGCUUUGCUUAAUAUUACAGUUAGUGUUCAUUACUAUAGCCUAUAGUCUAUAGGGUUGUCAUUGAAUUAUUUGAGUAUUGAGUUUAGUAUUGAAUUCAUGUUUUUUCCCAUUUUUUACGAAACGUUUAAUUGAAUUGAAAUCACAUUUCAUUUAAUUGUUUGAUAUUUUGAUUCAAAAUCUAUUGAUUGAUAAUCACCUGAACUGAUCCAAAACAGUCUACGAUUAUGUCUUACGAAACAUACAAUCAUACGAAUGGAUACACAAAUGGUUAUACAUCUCAGACGACGUUAACUGAGACCAACAAUUCAGACCAUACGCCGUACGGCUUAGUGAACGGUUUGAACGGCACUAAUGGUCUGAAUCUAUACGUCGAUCCCAAGAUUGACGCCAAAGAGUUCUGGAGGAAGUAUGACAUCACAGUCCACGGUAGAGAAGCACCACUUCCUAUAAUGUCAAUGGAGUCAUACAAAUGGCCACAACGUAUAGCCGAAGCAUUGGCUGCCGAUAGCUUUACUUCUCCGACACCAAUCCAGUGCCAGUCGUGGCCGAUAGCACUGACGGGUCGAGAUUUAGUCGGUGUGGCGCAGACCGGAUCCGGUAAGACGUUGUGUUAUGUGAUGCCAGCGUUUAUUAAGAUAAUGAGAGAGCGGCCGCAAAAGUUACCGAAAUGUCUGAUAUUGGCGCCGACACGUGAAUUGGCUCAACAAAUACAAGAAGUGGUUCGUCGAUAUAGGUUUGCUAACAAUGUCUGUCUUUAUGGCGGUGCCUCUCGAGGACCACAAUUGAGACAAUUGCGAGAAAUGAAUCCUCAAAUCAUAAUUGCAACGCCCGGUCGUCUGAAUGAUUUUCUUGAGAGUCGUGCGCUUGAUAUCCGAGAAGUGAAUUACUUAGUCCUCGAUGAAGCCGACCGUAUGCUUGACAUGGGUUUUGAACCGCAACUCAAGAGAAUUCUAUCUUAUUUACCGCGCGAACGACAAACGCUGAUGUGGUCGGCCACGUGGCCUAAAGAGGUGCGUGAGUUGGCCACGCAGUACAUGAAUGACUACAUUCAGAUCAAUGUCGGCGGAACCGAAUUGUCUGCCAAUAAGAAUAUUAAACAACACGUGGAAGUAUGCGAAGAGUUUGACAAAAAGAGCAAACUCUUUGAAUUAUUAAAGAAUAUAAGACCCGAUUCUCGCGACAACAAGACUAUAAUUUUUGCUGAAACAAAACGUAAGGUAAAUGAGUUGGACGGCGAACUGACUCGCGGUGGUUGGCCAUCGGCCUGUAUUCACGGGGAUAAACCACAAUUCGAAAGGGAUUGGGUUCUCAAAGACUUCAAAUCUGGUCGCAAACCAAUACUGGUUGCCACAGAUGUGGCCGCACGUGGAUUGGAUGUGGAUGACAUAAAGUAUGUAAUCAAUUAUGAUUACCCAAAUUCUGGUGAGGAUUAUGUUCAUCGAAUUGGUCGAACUGGUCGUAGAGAUCGAAAGGGAACGGCUUAUACAUUCUUUACAUCAGAAAAUGCAAAACAGGCUAAAGAGUUGAUUGAAGUUUUAAGAGAAGCGCAACAAACAGUUGAGCCUAAACUCUAUGACUUAAUGCAACAGUCGAGGUAUAUGGGAAAAGAUAGGAGACGUCGUUAUGGUGGCGGAGGUGGUCGUGGAGGCGGUGGUGGUGGUGCAGGUAGAAUGCAUAGAGGAGGCGGUAUGAAUGGAGGAGCUAUUAAACGUAAAUUUGACGAUCACAACGAUGGACCAACAGCUAAGAGACAGCAAAGAGGAGAUUUCAAUAGAGAUCGACGACGAUAGGGCUCACUAUUGUUUAUAACUAUAAGAUCCGCUUAAAUCAUAACCAAUUGUUUGAUAUAUUAAUCAAUUUCUCAAUUUUUGAAUCAAACAGAUUGGUAUUGAUUUUGGCAUUAGUUUUUAAUUUUCAUUCUCAUUAUUUAAAUAAUUGAUAAAAAAGUAUUUUUUGUUGUCAUUUAAGAUUUAUUUUCUUAAUUAUUUUAAUUGAAUUAUACAAUUACUUGCUCUUUAAGAGCCUUAUCCGGCAUUUUUAGUUGAAUGUAUCU
Messenger RNA from Oppia nitens, 2063 nucleotides. Its product is annotated as probable ATP-dependent RNA helicase DDX17. NCBI's taxonomy places the organism in Eukaryota, Metazoa, Arthropoda, Arachnida, Sarcoptiformes, Oppiidae. Gene Ontology annotation, molecular function: RNA helicase activity; RNA binding; ATP binding. Bases 235 to 1800 code for a protein of 521 amino acids. The record is from RefSeq and is a predicted model, not a curated record. The transcript is spliced from 3 exons. Gene Ontology annotation, cellular component: nucleus; cytoplasm; ribonucleoprotein complex.